UGGAUCGUAAACGUCAGUUAGGAAGAAACACCGACGGUCUCUGUCUAAUAAAAAAUUAUCUUUUUGUAAGAACAUUUUUUGAAUAAAGUAUGGCGAAUAUGAAAUACACGAAUUUGUCUAUCAAAUUUUACAAUCAAUAAUAACCGAAAUACAUGUGAAGUGAUUCUUGCUGUGUAAUAUUUGACUGAAUAGUUGCGAAAGUAUUGUUGAUAAGGGCGACACGUCCCAUAUAAAGUGAAAUUAUUUCCGUCUGACAGAAAAAAUGAUGAAUUUUACACCUUCAAUAGUGAAACGUUUAUUGGCUUGGAAAAAAGGAAACGAGGAAUCAUCAAUUGAAGGUAGAUGGUCUGAAAAGGCUGUAAAAAGUUUGGUCAAAAAGCUGAAGAAAUCGGGAGCACUGCAGGAAUUGGAAAAGGCAAUAUCAACGCAUAAUCCUAAUACAAAAUGCGUGACGAUACCAAAAGUUCGUCCGGCAAACGGUGAGAACGGCGCCGCUCAUCGAAAAGGUUUGCCACACGUUAUUUACUGUCGAUUGUGGCGUUGGCCAGAUUUACAAAGCCAGAACGAAUUGAAAUCGCUCGAACACUGUGAAUACGCAUUUCAUCUGCGACGAGACGAAGUAUGCAUCAAUCCCUAUCAUUAUACGAAAAUUGAACAACCAUUGGCAUACGUAUUGGUACCAAAAAAUAUUCAACCGAUCGCUGCAGAUUCAAUACAACCAUAUCCAUUAGAUGAGCUCAGUAAUACGGUGCCACAUAACAUUCAAUACAAUGCAUUGAGUUUGCAACAAACACCAUACAUGGAGGCCACACUCAAUCAACAGAUUCCAGGCAACACAACAAUUAUGGACUCUGCCAAUGUUAGUGUGGGCAGUGUAAGCAGUAUACCGAAUACUGAGACACCGCCACCUGGAUACAUGUCCGAAGAUGGUGACCCAAUGGACCAAAAUGAAAACAUGAGCAUGACACGAUUAUCUCCGAGUCCAGCAUUAGAUGCCCAACCUGUGAUGUACCACGAACCAGCAUUUUGGUGCUCAAUUGGCUACUAUGAAUUGAAUACUAGAGUUGGCGAAACAUUUCACGCAUCUCAGCCAUCUAUAACCGUAGAUGGCUUCACCGACCCAUCGAAUUCCGAAAGAUUUUGUCUGGGACUACUUUCGAACGUCAAUCGCAAUGAAGUGGUUGAACAGACCCGUCGCCACAUUGGCAAGGGUGUACGUUUAUACUACAUUGGCGGUGAAGUAUUUGCCGAAUGUUUGAGCGAUUCGAGCAUUUUCGUGCAAAGUCCGAACUGUAAUCAACGAUAUGGCUGGCAUCCGGCUACCGUUUGCAAAAUUCCACCAGGAUGCAACUUGAAGAUUUUCAAUAAUCAAGAGUUUGCAGCGCUACUUUCACAAUCUGUCUCGCAGGGAUUCGAGGCAGUCUAUCAACUAACCAGAAUGUGUACAAUUAGAAUGUCGUUCGUGAAAGGAUGGGGUGCUGAGUACAGACGACAAACUGUUACAUCAACACCCUGUUGGAUUGAGUUGCAUUUGAAUGGACCGUUACAAUGGCUCGACAGAGUCUUAACUCAGAUGGGAUCGCCAAGACUUCCUUGCAGUUCAAUGUCUUAAAUGCAAUAGAUUUAGGCGCGUUGAUAAAGAAGUAAAAACACAAAUUUAAACAUGAGAUACAUUUAACCAUAAGACAAAAUGAUUACAUUAAAAGUGUAUGUAUGUUACACACGGGUUGAUCCGUAAAUUUUUAUUGAGUAAAGAAAAAAAUGAAAACAAACAAACAAACAAGAAGUUCUAAUGAUAAGAAAAAGAAGAAAAAAAAAUGUUAUAAAUGAGGACGAAGUACUGUGCAGCUCUAUUAUUUUCUAAGAUUGCUACAAAAAAAUAUAUAUCUGAGAGUGUGAAGUCCUUCUCUUUACGUUUUGAGAUGUAAGUGCGACGCAAAUAUCAUGGCGGAUAUUUUUUUAAUUAAAUUUCUUUUUUUGUUCUUCUAAAUGUUGAUGAUCUUGAAUCAAACAAUUUUUUGUAACGAAACAAACAAAGAGAAAGUGGAAAAAAUCGAAUAGAAAUUUUUAUCAAAAUUAAUUAUAUAAAAAACAAAAAAAUGUGAUUUGGAAAUGGAACCGAAUUGGCUUUAUGGUGAUACGAAAUAUUUUUUUAAAAAACUAAAUUCUAUUUUUUACGUCAACAAAUGAACGAGAAAUUGGAAAUUAUAGAUUUUGGGUGCAAUUAGAACGUAGAAUGAAAAAAAAAAAUUGGAAAAAUUUGAAAAGAAAAAAGUUUUUGUUUUUUUUUUGUUCGGCGAAAUUUUACUGUUCAUUUGUUGAGCCAGAAAUUUGUUAUAUAUUUUUUACGAAAUUUAAACGCCGAUGUUUUACUAUAUAUUUACAACAUCCAAUUUAUAAAUUUAUAUUUGCGACAUAGACAAAUUGAUCAAUUUGAUUUGGCUUGUCCGAAUUGUGAUUUUUCAUUCAUAAGAGAUAUAAAAAUAAAAAUUUAUUGACAAAAAAUAAGAAACAAACAAAAUUUAGACGAAAACAAAAUAUUUUAACAAAUUGUAAUAAAGAUGAGAGAUGAGUUUUUAUGGAAAAACCAACAUUUAUAUUGAUUGGCUCAGCCAAUUUAUAAUAUUUUUUGCGAAAGUAUAAAUUUCUUCGUUAAAUCAAAACUUUUAAAAUUCAUUUCGUUUUGCCUUGAAAUUUUUUUAAAAUUUAAACUUUUUAUUCGACUUUUAAAUACGAUUUUUAAUUAUCAAUUUUGAUUUUAUAAGUUAAGGAAUUUUGAAAGAGAAAAGAAAAUAAUUUCUUCGAGUGUUUUACGAAGAAUAAAUUUACCGGAAGGAUUUUCAUUGACAUUAGUCACUGAUUGGUAGAAUGGUGAUCAAAAAUUAUCUAAGUUGCACUCAAUUCAACUUUAGUGUAAAAGAAUUAACCUGGCUGAACUAUCACAAUAAGAUCGGUUUUACAAAUAAUACAACCGAACAGAAAAAAAAAAUAGUUUCAGAUCUGUUGUUCCUUCUCCCUUUUCACAAAAAACCCGUUUAGUUUCACAAAAUACAAUCUGAUUCAGGACCGGAUUGGCUACCAAAGGGCGCUCAUGUGAAAUGUAGGAGAAGGUUAAAAAGAAGAAAAAGCGCCAAAAAGCUCUAUUGAAAGGCGACAAUACAGCAAAUUCAAUAAAAUUACUGAAGGAAUUAGCCCCUGGUGAAAAACGUCUCAAAGGCUCGAAAUACGUAUUCUUACUGUCUCCUCAAAUCUAUUGUCUUUUGAGACGUGAGACCACGUAUUUCGAACUUUUGAGACCUUUAUUGUCACCCGAGUACUAAAGGUGAUUUUACAAGUUACCUUACAUGGCCAGGCCAGAUCUUAUCUGAUUAACUUAGUGUGUGCCCCGCUCUUUCAUAAUAUUUAUGCAUUCACACAGCAACUGAAAUGUGCCCGGUGAUGUUAUUUCGGUGUAAAUUAUAAAACGAAUUUUAAACAAAUUAUAAAGAAUCUUCGCUCAGCGUCAGCUGUACCGACGUUUUUCACAUUUUUGUUGCAGUGUUUGUCUCGAUGCUACGCUAGUAUAUAAAAUCAAAAAUGUCUGAAAGUGUAGGAUCUUUUGUUGCUGAUCUCUCUAUUAGUUCAUGGAUCAAUAAUCAUACAUCUAAUUCCAAAUGCGAUCGGAAACAUUUUAAUUUUACUACCCAAUCCCAGUUACGAACAUUGCAUUUCAAAAUGAAAUCCAGGAAAUGGAUUCAAAUUUCGUUUAACUGAUCGAUUUUCAAUGCUAGAUGGAACUUAAUCGACGACAGAUCAUAUGCACUGCAAAUGUCAGACAAUUUAUGACUGGAUUCGAAUAGAAAACGGGUUAGAGAUGCUAAUUGAUACAGUACUGGUUUGAGUGGUUUUAAAUUUUUCUUUCAUAUAAUCUAAUCAGAUUCAAGAUAGUAGCUCGUUAGUUUCUAUACCAGGACUCAUUUAUUAAAUUUAGCUUGUCAAUAUAAGAUUCUCGGAAAGUUUAAUCAGAACAUUUUUGUUAAAAUGAAAUAAAUGGCUAGUCAUGUGCUAUCGAAAAUGACGACAAGACGAUGCGUUAUACAGAGGAGUGUAUGAUCAAAAUAUUGAAGGAAUAGAUUUCGUAUUAACAGCAUUGAGAAAUACCUUACACAAGUAACGGAUUCAAUAAUUUUGGUUGCGUUACGCCUGCCGUUUCUAAAAAGUUUAAGCCAGCGCCUAAACUAAUAUGAUUUGCAUCGUACAGAAACGUUACAGUUUAUGUACAGUUUAUAAUCUUCCCAGUGAAUUUGACUAACUGCAUUUCACACGAAUUGUCUUAGUUUUAAUUAAUUUUUUCUUCCUUUUAUUUUUUCAAUUCGAAGAGAUUUUGUAGAUUUGUAUUAGAAUUUAACUAUUGAUGAAGAUUCAGAUUCAACUAAACAAACAACUGUAAAUAGCCAUAUUGUUCACUAAUAAGAUUGAAAAUAUUAUUAUCUUUUUAGUAAUGAAGUUAAUUAUAGAUUAUAGAGCAAAACAAAAAAGGAAGAAAAUCUUUAAGAAAUCAAUCAUUAUACGAAAGAGAAUAUAUAGAGAGAAAAUAAAAAUUAUAAAUAACAUACAGAGCCCACCCCCAAUACAAUCCAUAGUAAAUUUUGAGUACUUCCACUUUAAACGCGAAAAAUUGACAAAUUUUUAAAGCAAAGAAAACAGAAAAAAGUUCAAAACACACACACACACGUCUUGGUAUACAUUCGUUUGCAACUAAGAUAUUUAAAUAGAAAAUCAUUUUUAACUCACUAAAUAGAAAACCAAAAAA
Molecule: messenger RNA, 4792 nt
Organism: Bradysia coprophila
Lineage: Eukaryota; Metazoa; Arthropoda; Insecta; Diptera; Sciaridae
Gene: Smox
Product: Smad on X protein
Biological process (GO): SMAD protein signal transduction; positive regulation of transcription by RNA polymerase II; activin receptor signaling pathway
Cellular component (GO): heteromeric SMAD protein complex
Molecular function (GO): DNA-binding transcription factor activity, RNA polymerase II-specific; RNA polymerase II cis-regulatory region sequence-specific DNA binding; I-SMAD binding
Source: RefSeq, a predicted model, not a curated record